AUGUACUCGAUAACGUUCCAUCACCAUAGUCGACAGACUGUGCUGAUCAAGGACAAGUCCGCCAUGGUGACGACCGCAACAGCUACGGACAUUCCUCCCGCCCUCGUAUUCAAUGGGUCGUCCACGGGCGUUCCUGAGUCCAUUGACACGAUCUUGUCGUCUAAGCUGUCCAACAUUUGGAUGCAGAGGCAGCUCAUCAAGGGCGAUGCGGGCGAGACAUUGAUCUUGGAUGGGCUCACAGUGCGACUUGUCAACCUGUUCUCCUCCACUGGAUUCAAGGGGCUGUUGAUAGAGUUACAAGCGGAUGAAGAGGGCGAGUUUAAAGCCAAGGUCGCUGGUAUUGAAGCGUGUCUAACGGGAAUCCACGCCAAGGACUACAAAACUUCAUCUGACUCGCUGUCCCCGGAAGCGCAAAACGAAAUCUGUGAUUUGGCAUACCAGUACGUUUGUGCUCUGGAAUCCUGA
This is a messenger RNA of Saccharomyces mikatae IFO 1815, 465 nucleotides long. RefSeq names its product Srb2p (gene SRB2). Lineage: Eukaryota; Fungi; Ascomycota; Saccharomycetes; Saccharomycetales; Saccharomycetaceae. Bases 1 to 465 code for a protein of 154 amino acids. The transcript has a single exon. The record is from RefSeq and is a predicted model, not a curated record. Gene Ontology annotation, cellular component: mediator complex. Gene Ontology annotation, molecular function: transcription coregulator activity. Gene Ontology annotation, biological process: regulation of transcription by RNA polymerase II.